Messenger RNA from Closterium sp. NIES-67, 3503 nucleotides. NCBI's taxonomy places the organism in Eukaryota, Viridiplantae, Streptophyta, Zygnematophyceae, Desmidiales, Closteriaceae. The record is from the annotation of a GenBank genome assembly.
CCUUCAUAUUUAUGGCCUCCGCCACUUGCUGCUCGCCUCACCGCCUAUUCUCCCUCCCUCCCUUUCCCACGGCCUGAUGCAUGAAUUGGCCUCUCUCGCCGUAUAUGUGCACAAUCCGUCUACUGUACCUGCCAUACCUCUAAUCGUACCUCUCGCUCACUUAUUUAGCCUACCACGAAUCAACGCAGACUCAGCAUCGCGGCCGGCUACUAACGCAUCCGUACCUGCGUCGCGGGGUUAGUCACCAUGUCGUCGACACGGAUGGCCACGUCAUCAUCCAUGGCGUUAGUGGGCUCCCUACUCUCCAUCAUCAACGAGAUCGCCGCGCUCGGACCGCGCCUCCGCAGCCACAAGCGCUCGUGUCAGAAUCUCAUCCGUCGGAUCAAGCUGCUCGCGCCGCUCUUCGAGGAGAUUAGAGACGUCAAGAGCCCGCUGCCGCCGGCGGCGGUGGUGGUGUUUCAGAACAUGCGGUCGGCGUUAAGCGCGGCGAAGAGCAUCCUCGAGGACUGCAGCAGCGGCAGCCGCAUCUGGAUGGUGAUGGAGCGCGAGGCGAUGGCGGAGCGCAUGCGCGCGCUGAACAUGGAGCUGAGCAAGGCGCUGGAGGACCUGCCCAUGAACGUGAUGGCCAUCUCCGAGGAGAUCCAGGAGCAGGCCCAGCUGGUGCAGGUGCAGCUGAAGCGCAGCCGCGCCCUGGACGACGCGCAGGAGGAGCAGCUGUACGCCGACGUGCGCCACAUCCUCUCCGACCCCCGCCUGGGAGGCCCGCCCCUCAACAGCACCACCAGGCAGCCCGCCGCCACCGCUCCCAGCAGCAGCAGCAGCACGGGCUCUGGCAGCAAGGGAAGCAGCCGCAGGGAGAUGGGCGCCGCUGCUCUGGCAGCAGCUCUGGCUGACUGCUCCGAACCGACGAUCGUCAUCCCCGUGGUGCCCCAGUCGCCGAACCCUGCUGCUCCCCCUCCCUCCCCUGCCAUCCUCUCCUCCUUCCCCUCCUUUUCUUCCAAGGGCGGGGAUCUCACUAAGGGCGUUCCUGGUGUUACUAUUACUGUGAUAUCGUCUGGUGGGGCGGAAAACGACGCAGCAGACGCAGGGGCGUCUGCGGCAGUUUCGCCUUUACCCUCGCUAAGUUCCGUGGAGGCAGGGUUACUAGACCCUGUUCUUGGCAAGCUCGGGCUGACGUCCCUACCAUCCGUUUUGGACGAGCUGGCCUCCUUAAAACGAGCGCGGGAGCAGGUUAUAGAGGAGACGGACGCGGCGGGGGGGGGAGGAGGAGGAGGAGGAGGAGGGGAGUCGGCAUUGGAGAAGCUGAGGCAGAGGCUGAACCACGAGCUGAAGGUGGGCAGAGAUAUGAGUCUCUUGCCAGAGGAGGAGAGGGGCAGCGGUCGAAGCCGAGGGGGAGGGAAAGUGUCCCCCUCAGGCAGUUCUCAACGCGCUGCUGGUUCGCCCAGGACCCUGGCUUCGCCCAAAGGUGUUGUUUCUCCCAGGGAUAGAGGGGGGGCGCAUGUUUCGCCCGAAGGGGACGGCAGAAUGGGCUCGCGGGCAGCUGCAGAGCGCAGGGUGACUGCAGAGUCGAGAAAGGCGGAGAAGCUGAGGGAGCUGGAGAAGAUUAUACUGUUACUGGAGAGGCUUAAAGUGAGUCUCAGUGGAGGGAUGGAGGAUACGGAGGAGAGCGGGGGUGGAGGAGGAAGAGAGAGGGGAAUGAGGAAGUCGGGGAGUGGGGAUGGGUCGGGAGGGGAGGAGGGCGAGGGGCAUGCGGAUGAUGGUGUGGAUAGGGGCGGCAUUGGCGUUGGCACUGGGUCGGCACUGCGGUCGAAAUCCGGGCGGCUGGUGGUGCCUCCGGAUGACUUUCGUUGUCCUAUCUCGCUUGAGAUUAUGCGGGAUCCGGUCAUAGUGUCCACAGGCCAGACGUACGACCGCGCGUACAUCGAGCAGUGGCUGAAGGAGGGCCACAAGACGUGCCCCAAAACCCAGCAGAUCCUGUCGCAGCCAGCGUCGCUCAUUCCCAACUUCUCCCUCCGCAGCCUCAUCCAGCAGUGGUGUGAGGCCAACGACGUCGAGCUGCCCAAGCGCACCCACCGCUCCAGCCACCGCCACCGCCACCACAGCAGCAGCAGCAGCAGCGGGGGCGGUGGGGGCGGUGGGGGCGGUGGGAGCAGCGGGAGUGAUGGGGCUGGUGGGGGGGAAGGUGGUUCGGGUGGGGGAGGUUCCGGUGGGAAUGGGGAUGGAGGCCCGGCCGAGCUUUCGGCGCCGGAUCGGCAGCAUGUGAUGCAGCUAAGGGACCGGCUUCGAUCGCCAGAGAUUGAGGUUCGGAGGAGUGCAGCGGGGGAUGUGAGACUGCUGGCAAAACGGAGCGUGGCGAACCGAGUAGCCAUGGCAGAGGGGGGUAUCAUCCCCCUGCUGGUCGAUCUACUCCCCGACCCGCUCCCGGCUGACGCCAAGAUGCAAGAGAAUGCGGUUACCGCGUUACUGAACCUCUCGAUCAACGACCCGAACAAGAGCCUGAUAGUCUCUGCGAGGGCCAUCCCUGCCAUAGUCCGGGUCCUGGAGAAGGGAGGGAGCAUGGAGGCUCGGGAAAACGCCGCCGCAGCGCUGUUCUCACUCUCCGUCAUGGACGAAAACAAGAUUUCGAUCGGGCAGGCCGGGGCGAUCCCAGCGCUGGUAGACCUCCUCAAGAGCGGAUCCACACGAGGGAAGAAGGACGCUGCUACUGCUAUCUUUAAUCUGUCUAUUUACCAGGGGAACAAAUCCAGGGCCGUGCGAGCAGGGGUGGUCGAGCCUCUGAUCGACCUCCUCAUCCACCGUCGAUCGAGCAUGAUGGACGAGGCUCUCGCGAUCCUGGCCGUUCUUUCCACGUCCCCAGAGGGGCGCACGGCGAUAGGGGAUGCGUCAGCUGUACCUAUCCUUGUGGAGUUGAUGAAGGACGGGUCCCCGAGGAACAAGGAGAAUGCCGCCUCGGUGCUGCUGUCGCUGUGUCUCAACGGCCGCGGGCACACGGAGUUAGCGGUGCAGUGCCGUGCCAUGGCGCCGCUGCAGCUGCUGCUGAGAAGCGGCACGCCGAGAGCCAAGAGAAAGGCGUCGCAGCUGCUGCAGCACCUGCAGGACCAGGACCUCAUGCCCCGGAGUAGCUGAGUAGCUGAGCUUUCAGGGUGCUGAUUCAGCUGAAUGACUAUGACAUGUCAUGGGCCAUGGCUAUGGGUGGUUGUUAGGAGAAAGCCAUCAGCUGCUGCAAUGCCGGAAGGACCUGAUUCAAGCUUAUUUGCGUGCUUUUGCUGUGCUCCAGUACAGAGAGCUUAUGUGUAGGGGAACCUGAGUGUGCUGCAGAUGCAGCCUUAUGUGACUUAUUGCUAUGGGUAGCUGAGGGUCCCUUUUUGUGCCAGUGUGGCUUGCCUUAGGUGACAAGUACACUUGCAUGUGCUGGUUUGGUAUGUCUCUGGCUGCAUAUAUAUCCCAUCCAGGGUGGAAGACAGGCUUACUGGCUGCUUUAUUCCCCUCGAUACCCCAGAUCA